CGCCUCCCCUGACCUCCCGCCAUGGCCUCCCCGAGUCAAGGCGUUGGAGCGCGGUGUCCAGGGUCUCGGGGACCGUGGAAGGGGCUGGAGAGGAGGAGCAGGUGCCUCUGCCGCCCGCCCCGUCGUGUCUCCGGCGGGGUUCUGUCCGGGACUGCGGCUCCAGAAGAAUCGCGCUCCGCCUGCUAGUUGUGCAGGAGGGAAUCCGGGUGAGCUCGCCGACCUGCAGCCCCGGGGGCUCCCCGACCGUGCAAAGUCCGAGCUCGGGGUGCGGCCUGGAGGAGGGCGGGGCGCCGCUCGGUCCCGAGCUAAGCCUUGCAAGAGAAGGAUCGCGCCGGGAAGCGCGCGUGCACACGCCCUUCCGCCCCGGGUCCCUGCAGCGCGCUCCCUGCACCUCCCAGCCGAGCGGGGCGAGGGGUGGAGGACCAUGCCUCCCCGGAGACACCCCGACUUCGGGCUAACGUGCAGCACCAGCAUCGAGUGCAAGGCCAGGUUGGAGGUCAUGGUUCCUCCCGGCACCGCGAGUGAGCGGCUCGGCUGGGCUGAAAGGUGAUCGCCCACAGUCAGUACCAGAAGUCCCAGCGAAUCUCCAUCUUCCUGAGCAUGCAGGACGAAAUCGAGACCGACGAGAUCAUCAAGGACAUCUUCCGCCGCGGCAAGACCUGCUUUAUCCCCCGGUACCGGUUCCAGAGCAACCACAUGGACAUGGUGAGGUUGGCGUCGCCCGAGGAGAUCGCUUCGCUUCCCAAAACAUCCUGGAAUAUUCCUCAGCCCGGCGAGGACGAGGCGCGGGAGGACGCCUUGUCGACAGGCGGCCUGGACCUCAUCUUCAUGCCGGGACUCGGGUUCGACAAGCAAGGCCACCGUCUGGGCCGCGGCCGGGGCUACUACGACACCUUCCUGAGGCGCUGUGAGCAGCUCCAGCAGGCGAGGCCCUACACCGUGGCCUUGGCGUUCAAGGAGCAGAUCUGCGAUCAGGUCCCCGUGGACGAACACGACAUGAAGGUAGACGAAGUCCUCUACGAAGACACCCCCUGAGUCCCGCUGCCGCAGCCCGACACGUGGGGUGUGGGCCUGAGAGAGGGGCACACAGAAGAUGUGCCUGUCCCGUCCGGGGUCCGUUAAAAUUGCACACCACUGGGAAACGGGCUGCAUUGUUUUAUUAUAAUUACAAGAUACAUAACCCAAAAUCACCCUUAAAAAUUAAUAGAGCUGCCCUGGCCGGUUUGCCCUAGUGGAUAGUGCAUCGGCCUGCGGACUGAAGGGUC
Molecule: messenger RNA, 1265 nt
Organism: Myotis davidii
Lineage: Eukaryota; Metazoa; Chordata; Mammalia; Chiroptera; Vespertilionidae
Gene: MTHFS
Product: 5,10-methenyltetrahydrofolate synthetase (5-formyltetrahydrofolate cyclo-ligase)
Exons: 3
Coding region: 601-1035 (144 amino acids)
Biological process (GO): tetrahydrofolate interconversion; folic acid-containing compound biosynthetic process
Cellular component (GO): mitochondrion
Molecular function (GO): 5-formyltetrahydrofolate cyclo-ligase activity
Source: RefSeq, a predicted model, not a curated record